Scatophagus argus is the source of this 795-nucleotide messenger RNA. RefSeq lists its product as uncharacterized. NCBI's taxonomy places the organism in Eukaryota, Metazoa, Chordata, Actinopteri, Scatophagidae. The record is from RefSeq and is a predicted model, not a curated record. The transcript has 3 exons. The coding region runs from base 1 to 795 and encodes 264 amino acids.
AUGACGCCACCUCCUCACCACCACCAAAACCAACCUUUCUAUGGAGCAGCGGGAACUUUCCCUGGUUCUGCCCACCACCAGCCUGCAGCAGCACUGCCCAUCGGCUCACAUAACCAGUUUAUUCCAUUACAGGUGACUAAGAAGCGAGUCUCAGCCAACAAGAAGAAACAGGAAACUCAAGAGUUCUACAGCGCCAGCCAAACCGUGGCCAAGCAUCAAUCACAGAAAGCCCAGAAGCAGCCCUCUGGCCAAUCACAGGCUCAAAGCGGUGACGUCAUCCCGCCACACCAACAUAGUACCAACAGCAUCCAACCAACCUCCUCUCCCAGUCCAGGUCUAGCGGACACUGUUUCUACGACGACGGCAGCCCCACACACGCCCGUUAGAAUCAGUGAGGUCAGUGUGUUUUUUUGCAAUAGUUACAACUUUUGGGCAUCAGACAUUGUCCCUGCUAUUUGCAUGAAGUAUGAAUUAAUAAACAAGUCUAGAAAAAAUAAUGGCAAACAGAUACUGAAGUGUAAAACUAGUAACAUUAAUUCAGCAAGAAAAAAGAAACCGAAACACAGAGGAUCUCGUGUGUUCUUCAGGCACGUCCAACAACACCACUGGUUCCUGACCCAGCCCAAGCUCUCUGAGAAGACGAGGAACAACUCCCCAAAAUCCUCAGCACGUAUGGAAAUUGGGAAGAAACCUCGGAAGAGGCAAUUCAAAGAGAGAUCCCCUCUACACGGACGGCUGGGCCUUACACAGGACCUUGAGGUGGGGAAAAAGUCCAGUAUCAGUACCAUAAGAUAG